Molecule: messenger RNA, 1047 nt
Organism: Trichoplax adhaerens
Lineage: Eukaryota; Metazoa; Placozoa; Uniplacotomia; Trichoplacea; Trichoplacidae
Exons: 2
Coding region: 1-1047 (348 amino acids)
Biological process (GO): serotonin metabolic process; norepinephrine metabolic process; protein polyubiquitination
Cellular component (GO): endoplasmic reticulum membrane
Molecular function (GO): ubiquitin conjugating enzyme binding; ubiquitin protein ligase activity
Source: RefSeq, a predicted model, not a curated record
AUGACUCCUGACUUAUCUAUAUAUAGAUGUCGGUUAUGUCGAUAUGUUUUAUGGGAUGCUACGUCAACAUGUGAGAAUGAGAGAUUAACAGAUACGAAUUUAGUGUAUCUUCCUAUUGGUGAACAUCAUAUUCCUAGUUGGAUUAACAAGGCUAUUGAAAAUGCUAGUUGGACGAAAGGAAAGCUAAAUUGUCCAAAAUGUAAUGGUCGUGUUGGUGCUUUCGAUUUUAUUUCAUCAGUUAACGAUCGUGGCCAUUACCACAACAAUCAAGAAUGGAUUGAUAAGAGGAGCGUUUGGAUGUAUCGAAAUCGUGUAGACAAGUUUGCAAUUGGUGAAAGUAGUCAUUUGCCUGAUGCUAUUACCGCAAAUUCUUCCCGUAUUCCUGCUAGCAGUAAAUUAAAAUUGUUCAAGACUCCUCUUCAAACACAGCGUAACCGUGAUACUGAUGAAACCCAUCAUGACAGUGACGGUCUGUUGAGAUUAGACUCAUUCACUGAUAAUGGAAAGUCGAUCGUUAAGCAACCAACUGAAAUAGCAACAGCAAACACUGAGGAAGGUGUCCGUAAAGUUCGGAAGGGUAAAAAGAGGCAAUGGGAUCAUCAUAAACAAAAUGUAAGACAUCUUGAUAUGAAGAAAACAUCGAACGAAUUUAGCAAAUGUUCAAAUUCAGAGGUUAUUAUAAAAACAGCGGAGGUAGUGGAUGAGAUUGCAAGUACUGGCCAGAAUAUCCCGGAAAACAUGAUAUGCCCUGUUUGCCUCGACAUUUACUACAGACCCUAUCGCUGCAACUGUGGACACAUUUUUUGCGACUUUUGUAUUAGACUGUUAGCUAAAAACAAGUUAGAUAAUUCCGAUCCGAAUGUAUUAUGUCCACUGUGUAGGCAAAGCAUUAAAUAUAUUGAUGACUGUAAAGAAUUAAAGGAGAAAAUUAAACAACAAUUUGAAAAAAGUUACAUCCGACGUCGGAUAGAAAUUAGACGAGCUUUGAAGAGUACAAAACUGGUCAUGCCUUUCAACAAAGGCAAGCUAGGAUUUGCUACCUAUUAG